Molecule: messenger RNA, 209 nt
Organism: Dentiscutata erythropus
Lineage: Eukaryota; Fungi; Glomeromycota; Glomeromycetes; Diversisporales; Gigasporaceae
Source: the annotation of a GenBank genome assembly
CAUUAUCUGAAGGACUUGUAAUACAAGUGGCCAAAGGAGAAGACCUCAGUCAAAUUCCUGACUGGGCUAAAUACAUGCAUGCAUUUAACGAAUACACCGCCAAUGAUCAACGAACUACACAAAUACUUUUAGCGUGCUUUGAUGGAGUUUUGUUAAUUCAAAAAAAAAAAACCUUAAUAUGUGAAUAUAAUCAUCAAAAUCAGUUAUGA